GCCGCGCUGCAUAAAUAGAGGGCGCUUCAGUUAGCGGCACGAGACGGCGCCAUUUUGACAUCGUGGUGAAAUCUGAAGAACUGCCAUAGUUUUAACGAUUUGUUUUCUGUAAUUGGAGAUUGAAAGCAAGAAAAUGGGAGGAAAAGAAGAAGUCGGAAAAAUAUUUGUUGGAGGACUAAGCUGGAACACUGAUCAAGCAUCGCUCCAGGAAUAUUUUGGACAGUUUGGGGAGAUCACAGACUGCAUUGUCAUGAAAAAUCCGCAGACUGGAAAAUCGAGGGGAUUUGGUUUUGUCACAUUCAAGGAUCCAUCUACAGUUGAGGUCAUUUUAUCAUCCAAAAACCAUGUUGUGGAUGGCAGAACGGUUGAUGCGAAGGCGUGCAAUGCAAGAGGAACGACACCUAAGCCACAAAACCGUGGAGGGCCUGGAGGUGGAGGGAUGACUGGGCGUACUAAUAAGAUCUUCAUUGGUGGUUUACCAAACAAUGCUGGGGAAGAUGUCAUCAGAGAAGCAUUUUCUCGAUUUGGGACUGUGACAGAGGUUGUCAUAAUGUAUGACCAUGAAAAGGGUCGCUCCCGGGGGUUUGGUUUUUUGACUUUCGACAAUGAGGACAGCGUAGAACAGGCUUGUGCGGAACAUUAUGUGGACGUCAGUGGAAAACAGGUUGAGUGCAAGAAAGCAGAGCCUCGUGGCUCUGGUGGAGCUGGUGGGGGACGUGGUCGUGGACGUGGUGGUGGGCCUGGCGGACCAGGUGGACCAGGUGGGCCAGGAGGCUAUGGACAAGACUGGGGACAGCAAGGAGGAUGGAAUCAAGGGUGGAACCAAGGAUGGAACCAGAACUAUGGGCAGCAAAAUUGGGGUCAGGGUGGCUAUUCUAAUGGAUGGGGACCACAAGGCGUAUGUACAGCAGCAGCCUAUGCUGCUGGGGUAGGGACAGCAGCUGUUGGCCUCAACACCACAAUGGGUAUGAGCACCGAGGCUGCUGUGAAGUCACUAAACAGCAGUGGAGAUGGGUCUGCUUAUAAAUCAGAGGCUCUCUCCACUCCUGCCGCUGUGCUGGGAACAGGUCAAGGUGGUCAGCAGGGUAUGGGCUAUGGUGGUUAUAACCAGUAUGGUGGACAACAAGGACCAGAUGGUACAGGUCAAGGUGGUCAGCAAGGAAUGGGCUAUGGAAAUUACCAGUAUGGAGGACAGCAGGGUCCAGGCUAUGGAGGCCAAGGCCAAGGAGACAGUACCCAGCAAAGUGGUGGCAACUAUGGCUAUGGAGGUUAUGGUGAUGGCCAGUUUGGUGGCCAGGGACCCCAACAAGGCAACUACGGAGGUCAGCAAGCUGGAUUUGGAACAGGUAGUAGUAGCACUGGUGCUGUCAGUGGUACUCAAAGUAGUGCAGGUGUUGGCAAUAUGGGCAGCAACUAUCAACAGCGACAGGCUCCUGGUAACACAGCUGCAGGAAAUGCACGAGGAGGUGCUUCACAGAACUUUCAUCCUUACAGCCGACAGUAACUGGAAUAUCAGAAGACAGGUUUACAUAAAUCAGUGAACUUAACAUGGCCUUGUGCUUCUUAAGGGUUGGGGUGUGCUAAUUGCCAUCAUGUGUGAUGGGAGAGCUGGGUUUUUGAUGGCAAACUCAUAAUGGAUUGCUUGUGUAGCUCAUCAAAGGACUUCAUACUUCUGUGCAGUUGUAAUGCCAGGUGUGUGUAUGAUGGAAUGCACAAGUUCACCUGUUAACAGAUCUUUUAGUUUCAGUGGAUGCACAGUAUAUAUAUAACAAUUGUGGAAAUUAUCUGGCCAUUUUCUCCAUUCCCUGAGAUAGUGGAAACAGUUUUAUAAAACAAAUGGUUCUUUGUAUUUUACAAUCUAUUGUUGGGUUUUAGAUGGCCUGUGGUACUGUUCUGAUUAUUCUUGUUUACUUUUUAUGUGUUUACGUCAGUUUUAGAGGGAUGAAAAUUACAUAUACCUGUCCAAGAUUUCACCAUCACGGUUAAAUGGCAGCUUAUUCUAUGUACUUGGGUAGGUGUAUCAUCAGUAUUACACUGAAUGUCAGCAUCUCAAAUUCCUGUUUGUACUUGAUGGGGGCAGGGUCUGCACACCAUGGGUCAAAUAUCAAAAAUAAAGUUUGAAACCAAUAAAGAUUAAGUGUUUCCAAUUGUGUAAAAUAUUUUGUGUCUAAUUUUCAAAUAAAUGAUUGAAUUCUU
Molecule: messenger RNA, 2196 nt
Organism: Pomacea canaliculata
Lineage: Eukaryota; Metazoa; Mollusca; Gastropoda; Architaenioglossa; Ampullariidae
Product: heterogeneous nuclear ribonucleoprotein A0-like
Exons: 13
Coding region: 134-1504 (456 amino acids)
Molecular function (GO): RNA binding
Source: RefSeq, a predicted model, not a curated record